Molecule: messenger RNA, 2263 nt
Organism: Tupaia belangeri chinensis (Chinese tree shrew)
Lineage: Eukaryota; Metazoa; Chordata; Mammalia; Scandentia; Tupaiidae
Gene: ADCK1
Product: aarF domain containing kinase 1
Exons: 11
Coding region: 125-1696 (523 amino acids)
Biological process (GO): mitochondrion organization; lipid homeostasis
Cellular component (GO): mitochondrial inner membrane
Source: RefSeq, a predicted model, not a curated record
CCGCGCGGCGCCUCGGCUUCGCUAAACGCAAUCCGGAGGUGGCGGUGAGAAGGGUUCCCAGCGAAUUCUACCCGGCCCAGUUGUGGUGGGAAGCGGGCGCCCGCCUCAGCUUCCUCGGGAGGACAUGGCUGGGAAGGCUCUCAAGCUGGCCUCCUGGACCAGCAUGGCGCUCGCUGCCUCUGGUGUCUACCUCUACAGUAACAAGUACUUGGACCCUAAUGAUUUUGGUGCAGUCAGGGUGGGCCGAGCAGUUGCUACGACAGCUGUCAUCAGUUAUGACUACCUCACUUCCCUGAGGAGUGUCCCCUAUGGCUCAGAAGAGUACUUGCAGCUUCGAUCCAAGGUGCAUCUCCGCUCGGCCAGGCGUCUCUGUGAACUCUGCUGUGCCAACCGGGGCACCUUCAUCAAGGUGGGCCAGCACCUGGGUGCUCUGGACUACCUGCUGCCAGAGGAGUACACCAGCACGCUGAAGGUGCUGCACAGCCAGGCCCCGCAGAGCAGCAUGCAAGAGGUCCGCCAGGUCAUCCGCGAGGACCUGGGCAAGGAGAUCCAGGAUUUGUUCGUGAGUUUUGACGACACGCCUCUGGGGGCGGCCUCCCUGGCCCAGGUCCACAAGGCAGUGCUACAUGAUGGGCGGACGGUGGCUGUGAAGGUCCAACACCCGAAGGUGCAGGCCCAAAGCUCCAAAGACAUUCUCCUGAUGGAGGUGCUCGUCCUGGCCGUGAAGCAACUCUUUCCUGAAUUCGAGUUUAUGUGGCUGGGGGAUGAAGCCAAGAAGAACCUGCCGUUGGAGCUAGAUUUCCUCAAUGAAGGGAGGAAUGCUGAGAAAGUGGCCCAAAUGCUCAAGCACUUUGACUUCUUAAAGGUCCCCCGUAUCUACUGGGACCUGUCCACCAAGCGGGUCCUUCUGAUGGAGUUUGUGGAUGGCGGGCAGGUCAACGACAGAAGCUACAUGGACAGGAACAAGAUUGAUGUCAACGAGAUCUCGCGCCACCUGGGCAAGAUAUACAGUGAGAUGAUCUUUGUCAACGGCUUCGUGCACUGUGAUCCCCACCCAGGCAAUGUGCUGGUACGGAAGCACCCAGACACAGGGAAGGCAGAGAUUAUCUUGUUGGACCACGGACUCUACCAGAUGCUCACGGAAGAGUUCCGCCUGGACUACUGUCACCUCUGGCAGUCUCUGAUCUGGACGGACAUGAAGCAGGUGAAGGAGUACAGCCAGCGCCUGGGGGCCGGGGAUCUCUACCCCUUGUUUGCCUGCAUGCUCACGGCCCGGUCGUGGGACUCAGUCAACAGGGGCAUCAGCCGAGCUCCAGUCACUGCUAGUGAGGACUCAGAGAUCCGAAACAAUGCUGCCAACUACCUCCCCCAGAUCAGCCAGCUUCUCAACCAUGUGCCACGCCAGAUGCUGCUGCUCUUCAAGACCAAUGACCUCCUGCGUGGCAUCGAGGCCUCCCUUGGCAUCCGCGCCAGUGCCAGCUCCUUCCUCAACAUGUCACGCUGCUGCAUCAGGGCGCUGGCCAAGCACAAGAGGAAGAAUACCUGUUCAUUCUUCAGAAGGACCCAGAUCUCUUUCAGUGAGACCUUCAGCUUAUGGCAGAUCAACCUUCAUGAACUUACUCUGCACAUGAAGGGGUGGAGGCUGGCCAGCUGGGUGUUGGCCCUGUUUUGCUGGCUGUUUCCUGCUCCACACUGAGUGAUUGGCUGUCCCUUGCCCUUUUCUGGUUUUUUUUUUUCACUCCUUAGUUUUUUGUUCUAUCUAACCUAGUCACCCCAUUUCUGCUACAUGCCCAUUUCUACAGCUCCUGGACUGCUGUCCAUGAUGCCAUUAUACUCCUCCUUUGGAAUUCCUCUCCCCACAUGGUGGUGUUUUUCUCAGGGCCCACAAGCUAUACUGUGGAAUAGGUUUGUCUCCUUCUCCAAGGAGAAGACCCAGCAGGCUACUUUCUCAUACCUGGUGUAUGCCAUUGGGUUGAAUGUCCUUCCACUUCCGUUAACCCUUUCUGUUGUCAAAAUGGACCAUGUAUACCACCGAGGGCAUAUUAUCUUAUAGCAAGUCUGAUUUGGUUGGAGGUGGGUGAGCCUAAACUCUGACUUGCAGGAGAACAGGUCCCCUCUCCAUGUCCUGUCACUCUCUGGAGGUAUCACACUUCAGUGAGGUGAUUUGAUAUCAAAUGGAAGACUUGUGGACAUGAGUUCACUUCCACCAUGGGGGCCACUUUGGUGUCUUGUGUACUGUGUUUCAAUAAAAACUCCUUCAAGG